Molecule: messenger RNA, 2640 nt
Organism: Lytechinus pictus (painted urchin)
Lineage: Eukaryota; Metazoa; Echinodermata; Echinoidea; Temnopleuroida; Toxopneustidae
Product: transmembrane protein 218-like
Exons: 4
Coding region: 156-500 (114 amino acids)
Source: RefSeq, a predicted model, not a curated record
GAUAUCCGGAUCCGAACUCUCAUCUCCAGAUCGGAUACCGGUUUCCGUAAACAGUAUAAAUUUUCUGAAAUUACGAUUUUCUCCUGUAAUUUUGCUGUUCAAAUCAUAAUUGUAAUAUGAAAUAUAUAUGAAAUGUCUGGUAAACACUGACCGUCAUGGCUCUUAUAUUUGGAGUAGGAACUGGCCUCUUCGUGCUAGCGAUACUCUGGGCUCUUGCCAUCCUACUCUGUGCUGUCUUCUCCAGAGCAGAUAAAUUGAGAGGAGCAGCCUUUGGGAUAGUACUUCUUGUUAUCAUAAUCACCCUCAUCCUAGUAUUUAUUCCUAGAGAAGAUUCCUUUACACAGCCAUCAGAUAUAAAGAUCACAGAUCAGACGUUCAUCCCACGUGUAUUGAUGUUGACGUUAUUUGGACUGUUUGCCUUCCUCUCUCUCAUCUUCAUGUUUUCACUGCAUUGGACAGAGCCUAUACACGCCAAACCCAUCAAGAGCAAAAGAUUUUAGCUUUUAAAGUGACAGCAUGUUGACAUUCCUGCUUCCCGUGACGUGAAACGUAAAGGUCAAGUCCACCUCCCAAAAAAUGUUGAUUUGAAUUCUGACAAGCAUAACGCUGAAAAUUUCAUCAAAAUCAGAUGUAACAUAAGAAAGUUAUGACAUUUUAAAGUCGCUUAUUUUUCACAAAGCAGUUAUAUGCACAACUCGGUGAUAUGCAAAUGAGACAGUCGAUGAUGCCCCUCCCUCACUAUUUCUUUAGUUUUGCAUUGUUUGAAUAAUACAAUAUUUACAAUUUUUACAAAUUUGAGAAAAAUGACAAACUUGACUUAACCAUGAAAUGUUAAAACGAUGGUAAUUCCACAUGUUCAGCGAGGAAUAAAACUUCUUUUUACAUGCAAAGGAAGAGAAAAUUAUAAUAUUUCAUGUCUCAUAUAAUGAAAUGCAAAUUAAAUAGUGAGUAGGUGAUUUUAUCAGCCCCCUCGUUUACAUACCACCUGGAUGUAUUGUGAAUAUACAAUGUAACACUAUUUUUUUUUUUUUAAUGUCAUAACUUAUUAUACUUCAGAUUUUGAUGAAAUUUUCAAUGUUAUGCCAGUUGUAUUUUUGUCUCACCUGCAUAGCAGAGUGAGACUAUAGGCGCCGCUUUUCCGACGGCGACGGCGGCGGCGGCGACGGCGACGGCGGCGUCAACACCAAAUCUUAACCUGAGGUUAAGUUUUUGAAAUGACAGCAUAACUUAGAAAGUAUAUGGACCUAGUUCAUGAAACUUGGCCAUAAGGUUAAUCAAGUAUUACUGAACAUCCUGCCUGAGUUUCAUGUCACAUGACCAAGGUCAAAGGUCAUUUAGGGUCAAUGAACUUAGACCAUGUUGGGGGAAUCAACAUCAAAAUCUUAACCUAAGGUUAAGUUUUUGAAAUGUCAUCAUAACUUAGAAAAUAUAUGGACCUAGUUCAUGAAACUUAUACAUAAGGUUAAUCAAGUAUCACUGAACAUCCUGCUUGAGUUUCACAUCACAUGACCAAGGUCAAAGGUCAUUUAGGGUCAAUGAACUUUGGCCGAAUUGGGGGUAUCUGUUGAAUUACCAUCAUAACUUUGAAAGUUUAUGGAUCUGAUUCAUGAAACUUGGACAUAAUAGUAAUCAAGUAUUACUGAACAUCCUGUGCAAGUUUCAGGUCACAUGAUCAAGGUCAAAGGUCAUUUAGGGUCAAUGAACUUUGGCCAAAUUGGGGUAUUUGUUGAAUUACAGCCAUAAAUUUGAAAGUGUGUUGGUCUAGUUCAUAAAACUUGGACAUAAUAGUAAUCGAGUAUCACUAAACAUCCUGUGCGAGUUUCAGGUCACAUGAUCAAGGUCAAAGAUCAUGUAAGGUCAAAGAACUUUGGCCACGUUGGGGGUAUUUGUUGAAUUGCCAUCAUAUCUCUAUGAGUGUAUUGGUCUAGUUCAUAAAACGUGGAAAUAAGAGUAACCAAGUAUCACUGAACAUCUUGUGCGAGUUAUAGUAGUUUUCAAAAUCAGCACUGCUGCUAUAUUGAAUCGCGUGAUGCAGGUGAGACGGCCAGAGGCAUUCCACUUGUUCUAUUCUACUUCAAAUCAACUCUUUGUUUGGGUGGACUUGUCCUUUAACAAUUGUUCGGGGGGGGGGGGGGGCUGGUUUCUACAAUUUAAUAAACUGAUUGUUUAUGAUUUAUUGUCAAACUUAGCCUCCCGAUCAAUCGUAAAGUUUUAUUUUACAGGGCCCAGUCCAUGUAUUAGAAAGAUAUGCCGCAUAGUCAUGUAAUUUUCCGGUUACAGCCAAUUAUUCCAAAGGUUCAAUUACUCUGGAAACUAAUAAGAUUUGGAUGAUGUUUGAAGGAUUGCAUGUGGUAUGAAACAAUUGAGGAAGAGGUUUACUCUACAUAACGCCAUGUGUUACACAAGGUGUACCGCAAAAAUAACAUUUGUUAUUUUGAAGGCUUGUUAGUCCAAAAAGGAAGUAGUAACAUUCUGUAUUUUUUACCUAUACAGUUUUGUACAUACUGGUACUUGUUGAUACUGUACAAAAUAUUUUGGAUUUUGUAAAUAUUGUCAGUAUUGUAAAUACUAAUUUUUAUUUGUUAAUAUGUAAAAUAAAAUUGUUAUUGAUUAAAAAUCACUAUUAGAUAUCUAUGUGGA